This is a messenger RNA of Pangasianodon hypophthalmus (striped catfish), 1812 nucleotides long. RefSeq names its product ATP synthase mitochondrial F1 complex assembly factor 1 (gene atpaf1). The record is from RefSeq and is a predicted model, not a curated record. Lineage: Eukaryota; Metazoa; Chordata; Actinopteri; Siluriformes; Pangasiidae. Bases 26 to 934 code for a protein of 302 amino acids. The transcript is spliced from 9 exons. Gene Ontology annotation, cellular component: mitochondrion. Gene Ontology annotation, biological process: mitochondrial proton-transporting ATP synthase complex assembly.
CCGGAAGUCACCCGGAACACUAUUGAUGUGCGACGGGGAGAAGAUGGCGGCGGCCAUGGUGCAAAUGGCCUGUUUGUACCGUGGGAUGUUAGCGGUGAGAGCUGCGGGCGUCCGACCGCUCAUUCCCGGACUUGUGACGAAUCAGCUCAGGGCUUUUUCUAUGAAAAAGGAACCGGAAUUAGAGGAAAACCCGUAUUAUAGUAAAUAUGAAGAGAAGAUCAGAAAACUGCGGAGCUCCAAACCUCAAGAAUACAAAGCCCGACUUGAGAAGUGCAGUGAGAUAAAGAAGGAAUCUGUUGGACACUCAAAACAAGCUGAUUUCAUUAAACUAAUGGAGCAGGAGAAGGAUAAGGGAGACAAAGCAGGACCUGGAGGUUUUACCAAAAACAAGACAUUAGAUUCAAUCCUCAACCUUGACAUGGUGAAGGACAAGUCUGGUCCUGAAAUUGGAGAGCUUUGGAUGAACUACUUCUCAACAAAAGACACAAUCAGUGCAGUCAUACCAGGUUCAACUUAUGAGAAGAUGAACAACCGUGCCAAGUUGUGCCCAACGUUUCUGUACGCUCUGCCCCGGAAAGAAGGGUACGAAUUCCUUCUGGGUCAGUGGGCUGGUCAGGAGCUACACUUCACCUCCCUCAUCAACGUUCAGACUUUGGGAGAAAACGCUCCCAGCCAGCUGAUUCUCUACCACUACUCAGACCUGAAGCAGGACAAGGACAUUGUGUUCAUGACUGCUGAAAUGGAUAGCAGGUUUAUGACUGUUCAUGAAGCUCAAUGUUUGGCCAAUCAGGUGCAGUUAUUUUAUGCAGCGCAGAGACAUGAGACUUUUCAACUAGUAGAGACGUUCAACCACAGACCGGCAGAGUUCAAACACAUGUCUGUGAUCGCAGAGCUCGAGCAGAGCGGGAUAGGACAAGCAGUCACUGCAAAGUAACACCCAGUCCUGUGGGAGAGAGGCUGGAGGAGCCAUGCGUAAAGGAGAGGAAGAUCACUCAGAGUCCUGGCAGGGGAAUCUGUCUAGUGUUGAUCCCUGCAUUGUACUGACUGUACUAGCCCUCAGUCCUAUCAUCUUUCAUUCUCACCUAAUUUCUGCAUCAGUACUUGGACAUUUGAUGUACAAAAGCUCUUGCGUUCCCAUUUUGGAAGUCAUUAUUACAUAGUGUGAUCUAUUUUAGUUUCUUCCCAUAUAACGUAUAUAUGUACAUAAUUUUAAGGAAUGAAGAAUUCACCACCAUAGACUACUAUAAGUUACCUUUCCUCCACCACGAUAAAAGGGUAUAGGAGUCUGAAGCUUGGCUUCCAUUCCAAAUUAUUAAAUAUUAUGCCAUGAAAGGACAAUUGUUUAUGCAACAUUGAUGUUGUGAACAUGUAUUUAUGAUAAUAGUGUGCAUGAGGGUGGUUGACUCUAACUGGAGAACAUAAAUAGUAUUUCAUUUGGAAUCUGAUAAGACUAUUAUAGAUAUUGUUGGUUUUGAAAGUAGUGUGACGCAUAUGUGAUGCAUAUGUGUAUAUGAUAGCUGGAACUUUUUGGAAUUAGAGCUGGAACAGUUACACCCAUAUGAACUUCAUUGCCACAUUAAUUGAAUAUAGUCAUUAAAUCUUUUGCAUUUGAAGCGUGAAUCUGAAAAUCACGUCACAACUUAGAUAUCUGACUGGUAAUAAUAUACAGUGUAAGACUGGAGCUGUGAGAUCAACCUUUAACACUCAAGAGUGUCAAACAGUGUCUUAAAAGGCCAAAAUGGGGUAUAGAUUAAAUUUAGAUGGAGGCAUGGCAUAGUGGUUAUAAUAAAGAUGUAAUACAGUUUCACUCUC